CCUUCCGCUUCUUUUCUUAAUUCAUAAGAAAAAAAGUCGAUUAAAUUUGAAAACGUACACUCGAAAUUCACACCCAUACACAAAGAUGUAUGUGACAAGGCCUCUUUCCAUGUACAGGAAAUCGCCAAGCACCCUUUCCCUUCAUCCACCCGAUGCUCCACAUUCAGGUUUCAUGGUGAUUACAGAUGAAGAUGCAGAAGCACACGACGCGUCUUGCUGGGGCCUAUGCAAGCGCAGAAAGGUAUCGAAACUGCCGUUCCCACAGGACAAGAUACUGACCAUCGUUUACACGUCGGAGUUCCAAGAGGCCACGAAGACUAAGGUCUGGUUCAUCCCGGUUCUUGAUCAGCCUCUGUCGUCUCAUUGCUACUAUGUCAUCAAAGCAAGUGGCAGGCACAAAGGGAAAGCUUACAGAUGUGCUAGAGAGAGGGACACCGUGAAGUGCUGCUUUAACGACUUCUUGGGAGACAAGAAACCAAGGGUUUUAAAUUUUAGAGACAUAUACCAACAAGUUAAGAUUCAUCGCUUCGAAGGUGGUGGGUUUUUCGCAAGGGCUGUAGCUCCCGACGGCGUUCCCCCAAAAUUCCUCAAGAAAAAAGGAUGGAAAGUUCGCAGCUCGAGUAUGUAUCGUUCACAACUAGGUGAAGCUUUAGGCCUUGACGCCUCGCUCCGUUCACGUCUUCCGGACUUCAAUGUUACCAUCUUUCAAAAGCGCUCGCGUACUAGCACUGUGGGGAACUGGUACUGUCCAUUUGUGUUUGUAAGAGAGAGAGCAACCAUAAGACAGCAGAUGAAGAAGUCGAAGUACUACAGAGUGACUUUUGAGCAAUGGUGGGAAGAGAUAUACUCUUGUGGGAACGUUAACCGUGAAGGGAACGUUGUGAAUGUGAGCGUAGAUGUGCAAAGGGAAGUGGCUAUGGUAUCUGCUAUGCAAGCCGUGAAGGAUUGUAGGAACGGACGAACAGGGUUCACCUGGUACAAAGCCCAUAACCCAUACAGCAAGAAAGUGGUCAGUGUAGGUUUGAGCUCCGCAAUUGUUCAGAAUAUGAGAUGGGUUUUGGAGGCAGGAGGGUGGGUUAGUGGGGGUGAUGAAAUGGAUGUGAGAGUAGAGAAGGCAGAAGAGAUUACAAGUGCAACUCGGUGGAGGAAGUUUGGGUGUUAUGUGUUGGUGGAGAGCUUCUCUUUGAAGAGAAUGGAUGGAAGCUUUGUUUGGAGAUCCGAUUUUAGGCACACCGAUAAGAUUCGAUGUAAAUGGGAAUAAGGUUUCGAUUAAGAUUCUUAAUGAAAAAAAAAAGGGUGGAUCCUCAUAUGUAUUCUCUUUACUGUUCAUCUGUCUGUAGCAACAGUGUAUCGAUCCUCGCAUGUAUUCUCUUUACGGUUCAUAUGAAGGAUGUAAAUUUCCAAUGCUAUGAAGUACGAAGUUAUGAAAUUUUCAAAAUCAAGAA
Molecule: messenger RNA, 1445 nt
Organism: Malus domestica (apple)
Lineage: Eukaryota; Viridiplantae; Streptophyta; Magnoliopsida; Rosales; Rosaceae
Source: RefSeq, a predicted model, not a curated record